GGCAGGAGGGCCGGGAAGCGAGAGUGGGACCAGGACCGGGCGGCGGGGACGAGGAUUCCAUUCAGGCAGCCGCGCCCCUGACACUGCUGCGCGGUGCCGUUACAGAUGAGCAGGGCGAGGGCGGACGAGGAAGAGUAUUGGCACAGCUCCAAGUUUCGUGCCUUCACUUUCGACGAUGAGGAUGAUGAGCUCUCACAGCUAAAAGAAUCUAAACGAGCCGUGAACAGUCUUCGGGAUAUCGUCGAUGAUGAUGAUGACCUUGAGAGGGUCAGCUGGAGUGGAGAACCUGUGGGAAGUAUCUCCUGGUCAAUUAAAGAGACAGCUUCCAGCAGCACUAGCUCAUUGGAGGGCCAUGACUCCAGCCUACAGAAGGGCUCUUCCUCCUACGCUGCUUUUCCCAAACAGGCUUCUUCCUAUUCUCUAAGCAGCCUAUUUAAAGGACGAAACAAACUUCCAAGUUUCCAGUCCCUUUCAGAUGCCCUCUCUGACACAGGAGUUAAAAACUAUGCCCCAGAGCUGCGCAGACCGAGAGCUGAGUACAAGGACUACAGCAGUGAUUGGAGCCCCAAAGAUACAGUCAUACGAAUGCAGAGGGGCAAGGUCUGCUCCCUAGAGAGAUUCCGCUCCCUGCAGGACAAGCUGGUGCUCUUGGAUGAAGCUGUGGCAGGGCAUGAUGGAAAUGUCAUUACAGCUGUCCUGAUAUUCCUGAAGCGGACUCUAAGGAGAGAGAUCUUGUUUCGGGAGCUGGAGGUGCGGCAGGUGGCCUUGUGUCAUCUGAUCCAUUUCCUCAAAGAGACUGGUGAGCAGAAGUUCCUUCUGGAUCUGCUCAGGUUCCUAGACAGAACUGAAGAAGUUGCUGUGAGUAUUCCCAGGAGGAGAAGCUCCCUUUUCUCAGUGAAGAGAGAGUGCAGUGGGCAAGGGGAUGUGGGCUGCAGGGUGUCCAGUAGUCAGGCGAGAGCUCUGCACCCCCAUUUUUCCCUCUGGGGUCUUGUACCUUCCAAAUCCAUGAGAACAGACUGUGCUCCUUUUCCCUCCCUCCAGCUGUCCCAGUACCGGGAGCAUUUGAACAUCCAGGAUGUGGAAAAAAGAAGGGAAUUUCUGAAAGGCUGCAUUGGGCUGCCAUUUUCAGCAGAGGAUACCUCCCACAUCCAAGACCAUUAUACCCUGUUGGAGCGACAGAUCAUCAUUGAGGCCAAUGAUCGGCACCUGGAGACCGCUGGGCAGUCGGAGAUAUUUCGGAAGUAUCCUCGCAAGGCUUCAAUUCUCAACAUGCCUCUAGUGACCACCCUCUUCUAUUCCUGCUUCUACCACUACACAGAGGCUGAGGGAAUGUUUAGCAGUCCAACCAACCUGAAGAAAACAUUUAAGAUUCCUGAUAAGCAGUAUGUGCUGACUGCCCUGGCUGCCCGUGCCAAGCUGCGAGCCUGGGAUGAUGUGGACGCCCUCUUCACCACCAAGAACUGGCUGGGCUACACCAAGAAGAAGGCACCUAUUGGCUUCCACCGAGUGGUGGAGAUCUUGCAGAGGAACAAUGCUCCUGUGCAGGUGCUGCAGGAGUACGUGCGCCUGGUGGAGGACGUGGAGACGCGGCUGAACCUCGCCACCAAGUACAAGUGUCAUGAUGUUGUCAUUGAGACAUACAGAGAUUUAAAGGAUCGCGUCCAGCUGACAGCAUAUAAAUGCAAGGUGGAGCGAGGCUCUGCAGAAGAAGAGAAGAUAAACAGCAUUCUCAACAACAUGCAAAUCCGAUGGAAGAACUGAGCGCCUGUGAAGCAGCCAGCUCAGCCGUUGCCUUGCCAGUGAAAGAGGAAACUGCAACACUCAGUCCAGUGCCAACAGAGCCACUGUUACUACUCAUUGCAUGAUCAACAUUUGUCAGUGACAGUGGGUGCCUGUGGCUUGUGGGACAGUGGCAUUCAGGCUGGCUGAACACAGCUGCUCCAAUGUAGCCUGUAAAACCAUGGUACUGAUCUACCAGGGGUGAUUCUUUUUGGAAUCUGAUUCUCUUUGACUUGGCUGUAAGCCAAGCAUUGCUUUUGUUUACAGAGGGAAGUUGCUGGGCACAACAAGAUUAGCAUUUGCUCUAGGUGGUGCCUGAGCCUAUUCUCACAAGAGGAACAGGUCUGUCUCGCUUGUCAUCAUGCCACCAGACAGUGCUGACCUGUCCCUGUAACACUCAGACAGGCUUGGGCACCACCAGUCAUGGCUAUGGCUGGAGUAAAGCCUAUUGGACUGUGUUCUCCCUGCAUCAAAGAGUGUAUUGGGGGAAAGGACCAGCUCAGCAGCUGCACCUUUAAACCUCUUUUUUGGGUUGUUUAUUUGUUUGGUUGUUUUUUCUUGGUUCAUUCUGGCUCACCCUAGCAAUAGAGGAGCUAUGUGAAUUCCUACAGAGAACCAGGACAGCAGCCUCUGCCAUCAUCCUUGCACUGCUAUCCUGCAACACUGGGGAGAUCCCUUUAUCGGGGCAGAGCAGGCCCCUAGUGUGGAGCUGGUCAGAGCCCUGCUGAGUUGGAUGGAGAGCAAGGAGGGACCCUACUCAGUUGGCACAAAGCUGCUUGCCACUGCAGCUCUUUUCUUUGAGAGUGUUACACCAGGAAGGAUUGAAUUGCACUUUCGUAGAAAUACAACUCCUCAGGAAACUGCUGGCUUCAUCCUUCCAGACCUCGAUUCAAUUCCUUAAAUAAAGCUGUGUCUCUUUC
Dryobates pubescens (Downy woodpecker) is the source of this 2699-nucleotide messenger RNA. RefSeq names its product VPS33B interacting protein, apical-basolateral polarity regulator, spe-39 homolog (gene VIPAS39). Gene Ontology annotation, cellular component: cytoplasm. Bases 106 to 1761 code for a protein of 551 amino acids. Gene Ontology annotation, biological process: vacuolar transport; intracellular protein transport. NCBI's taxonomy places the organism in Eukaryota, Metazoa, Chordata, Aves, Piciformes, Picidae. The transcript is spliced from 18 exons. The record is from RefSeq and is a predicted model, not a curated record.